AUGCCCAAGUUCUUUGAUUAUACAUCAAAUGAUAUUAUUUCAAUUAUAGAUAUAGGCAACAAAAUCUUUCACUUCAAGAUUGAAACGCUUGAUGGUAAAGUCGGUUUCUCCAUUGGUAUUGAUGUAAUUGUUAAUCUGUUUCAAUUGGAGGACGGUUAUUAUUUAAUAUUCUCAAGAGGUUUUGGGAAUUAUUUCCAUUUAACAAUUUUUGGUAAAAUUGGUGUUGAAAUUAAUUUUGCUGAUGUAGAAGUUGAUGAGCAUGUAGUUGCACCUAUUGAUGCAGUUGAAGAGCCAGCUAUUGAUGAACAACAAGAUGGUCGUGUUUAUAAGUUUGUUCGUAUGGCUUCUAAAGAUUUUCGGCUGCCUGAUAAUGUUUCAAGGAUAGCUAAACUUGAUUCUGAUUUAAAACCUAUGACCGUCAGACUUCUGCAUUUGACUGAGCAAGAGGAGUUUACCAACCGUACCAGAUGUGAAAAGAGAGGAGAAGGUUUUCGUUAUGCGUUAUGCAAAUGGUCGAGAUUCAUGAAACGUGCUCGCAUUAACGAGGGUGAUAUGGUUCACUUUUCUUUUGAUGAAACUCAUCAAGUCUUGAAUGUUGAAUUGGUUGUACCUCACAAAAGGAGUACUGAUUAGUUGUUUUACAUUUAGGUUUUGGAUAUUUGGUUUUCAUAUGAUAUACAUUUACUUUGUUAUAGUUAAUAGUUUUUAACAAUGUUUAAUGGUUUUGCAUUUUAAGUUAUUACAUCU
Messenger RNA from Helianthus annuus (common sunflower), 747 nucleotides. RefSeq lists its product as uncharacterized. Bases 1 to 633 code for a protein of 210 amino acids. The transcript has 3 exons. The record is from RefSeq and is a predicted model, not a curated record. NCBI's taxonomy places the organism in Eukaryota, Viridiplantae, Streptophyta, Magnoliopsida, Asterales, Asteraceae.